CAUGGUCAAGCAGGGGUGGCAAUCGGAGACCAUGGAGAGGAAGAUACACGGAGGGCCCCUGACGCUGGAGAUGUACCACCGCUUCUUCGCCGAUCCCUGGGGCGCCCGCAUCACCAUCGACCACCUCAACCACAUCCUCUCCAUGCAUGGCUUCGUCAAGCUCCACCGCCAACACAAGGGGAAAAUCAUGGAGCACCUGGUGGGGCAGGUGGACCUGCAGCCGCCGCGCCGCUCCACGCUCCACACCGCGGCCCGGCUCGCCGCCGCGAACAUCGUCGCCGCGCAGGCCGUGGCCGACGUCGCCGCGAUCGGCUGGACGGAGUGCCCCAUCGGCUCCGUGGCAGGCUUCGCCGGCUUCGGGGAGGACCCGCCGGCGCCGCCGGAGCCCAUGCCCCCGCCCGCCGACCACGUGCUCUCGCUGGCGGUGCGCCGCGCGCGGUCCAAGCGGACGCGCGGCUCUGCGUACGCGCGCCGUGCCGCGUCCAAGGAGGCGAGGGUCAAGGAGGAGGACCUGGAGGAGGGGGAGAUUUGGCAGCCACCACCAUCCCCUCCGCCGCUGUGGGCGCGGUCCCCGACUCCGCCGCCUCCGCCUCCGUCGCCCCCGCGGCCACAGACUGUAAUGCCUCCUCCUCCUUCGUCGACGUGCACAGUCCAGCCUAAGUUGGAGCCGAUCCUCUCAUCGCCACCAGGCUUCAACUCGCCACCACCACCUGGCAUCCGCUCGCCGCCACCACCAGGAUUCGGCUCGCCUCAGCCACCGUGCAGGAGCCGGCCUACAUUGGCGCUGCUCCCCACCCCACUGCGCUUCGUCUCGCCGCCGCCACGGUGCUGGAGCCAGCCUACGUUGGCGCCGCUCCCUUCAGCACCAUCAGGCUUCCGUGCGCCUCCUCCUCCGCAGCUAUCCUGGGGCUUGCCGUUGCCUACUGUGCGACCGCCGUCAGGCCCAGGAGCGCCGCCUGCGUUCACGCAUCAUCUUCAGCCUGCAGGACCGCCACCACUCUGGCGACCGACGGUGCCGCCGUCUUAUCCGGCACCGUGCUGGGGCGCGCCCUCUGUGCUGCCACCACAGCAAACGGCCUGGCGCUGGCCGCUUCCACCGCCGCGCUGGGCACCGCCUCAUAUGCAGCAGCACCAGCGCCCGACGCCACCCUGGGGCUGCAUGAGGCCGUCGGCACCUCCUGGCUCAACAUCCGCCGCGUGUCGAGGAGCAGCAGUAUAG
Messenger RNA from Lolium rigidum, 1219 nucleotides. Its product is annotated as extensin-like. The transcript is spliced from 3 exons. The record is from RefSeq and is a predicted model, not a curated record. The coding region runs from base 2 to 1219 and encodes 405 amino acids. Lineage: Eukaryota; Viridiplantae; Streptophyta; Magnoliopsida; Poales; Poaceae.